UCCCGGCGCGGCGGGAGCGCGCUUAGCGCUUGCGUACGCGACGGCGGUUGGCGGCGCGCGGGCGACGUGAAGCGAGGCGAGUCGAGGCGGUUCGGACCCACGGAGCGACAGACUGAGCGGCCCCUACGGCCGUCGGCGGCCCGGCGGCCCGAGAUGUUGUCUGGGAAGAAGGCGGCAGCCGCAGCGGCAGCGGCUGCAGCGGCGGCGGCCGGGACGGAGGCUGGCCCCGGGGCUGCGGGCGGUGCAGAGAACGGCUCUGAGGUGGCCGCGCCGCCCGCGGGCCUGUCUGGCCCAGGCGAGGUCGGGCCGGGGGCGGCCGGGGAGCGUACGCCCCGCAAGAAAGAGCCCCCGCGGGCCUCGCCUCCCGGGGGCCUGGCCGAACCGCCGGGGUCCGCAGGGCCUCAGGCCGGGCCUACCGUCGUGCCUGGGUCUGCGACCCCCAUGGAAACUGGAAUAGCAGAGACUCCGGAGGGGCGUCGGACUAGCAGGCGCAAGCGGGCGAAGGUAGAGUACAGAGAGAUGGAUGAAAGCUUGGCCAACCUUUCAGAAGAUGAGUAUUAUUCAGAAGAAGAGAGAAAUGCUAAAGCAGAGAAGGAAAAGAAGCUUCCCCCACCACCCCCUCAAGCCCCACCUGAGGAAGAAAACGAAAGUGAGCCUGAAGAACCAUCGGGGCAAGCAGGAGGACUUCAAGACGACAGUUCUGGAGGGUAUGGAGACGGCCAAGCAUCAGGUGUGGAGGGAGCAGCUUUCCAGAGCCGACUUCCUCAUGACCGGAUGACUUCUCAAGAAGCAGCCUGUUUUCCAGAUAUUAUCAGUGGACCACAGCAGACCCAGAAAGUUUUUCUGUUCAUUAGAAACCGCACAUUGCAGUUGUGGUUGGAUAAUCCAAAGAUUCAACUGACAUUUGAGGCUACUCUCCAACAAUUAGAAGCACCUUAUAACAGUGAUACUGUGCUUGUCCACCGAGUUCACAGUUAUUUGGAGCGUCAUGGUCUUAUCAAUUUUGGCAUCUAUAAAAGGAUAAAACCCCUACCAACUAAAAAGACAGGAAAGGUAAUUAUUAUAGGCUCUGGGGUCUCAGGCUUGGCAGCAGCUCGACAGUUACAAAGUUUUGGAAUGGAUGUCACACUUUUGGAAGCCAGGGAUCGUGUGGGUGGACGAGUAGCUACCUUUCGCAAAGGAAACUAUGUAGCUGAUCUUGGAGCCAUGGUGGUAACAGGUCUUGGAGGGAAUCCUAUGGCUGUUGUCAGCAAACAAGUAAAUAUGGAACUGGCCAAGAUCAAGCAAAAAUGCCCACUUUAUGAAGCGAACGGACAAGCUGACACUGUCAAGGUUCCUAAAGAGAAAGAUGAAAUGGUAGAGCAAGAAUUUAACCGGUUGCUAGAAGCUACAUCUUACCUUAGUCAUCAGCUAGACUUCAAUGUCCUCAAUAAUAAGCCUGUGUCCCUUGGCCAGGCAUUGGAAGUUGUCAUUCAGUUACAAGAAAAGCAUGUCAAAGAUGAGCAGAUCGAACAUUGGAAGAAGAUCGUGAAAACUCAGGAAGAAUUGAAAGAGCUUCUUAAUAAGAUGGUAAAUUUGAAAGAGAAAAUUAAAGAACUCCAUCAGCAAUACAAAGAAGCAUCUGAAGUAAAGCCACCCAGAGACAUUACUGCCGAGUUCUUAGUGAAAAGCAAACACAGGGAUCUGACCGCCCUAUGCAAGGAAUAUGAUGAAUUAGCUGAAACACAAGGAAAGCUAGAAGAAAAACUUCAAGAAUUGGAAGCAAAUCCUCCAAGUGAUGUAUAUCUCUCCUCAAGAGACAGACAAAUACUUGAUUGGCAUUUUGCAAAUCUUGAAUUUGCUAAUGCCACACCUCUCUCAACUCUCUCCCUUAAACACUGGGAUCAGGAUGAUGACUUUGAGUUCACUGGCAGCCACCUGACGGUGAGGAAUGGCUACUCAUGUGUGCCUGUGGCUUUAGCAGAAGGCCUAGACAUUAAACUGAAUACAGCAGUGCGACAGGUUCGCUACACGGCUUCAGGAUGUGAAGUGAUAGCUGUGAAUACCCGCUCCACGAGUCAAACCUUUAUUUAUAAAUGCGAUGCAGUUCUCUGUACCCUUCCCCUGGGUGUGCUGAAGCAGCAGCCACCAGCUGUUCAGUUUGUGCCACCUCUUCCUGAGUGGAAAACAUCUGCAGUCCAAAGGAUGGGAUUUGGCAACCUUAACAAGGUGGUGUUGUGUUUUGACCGGGUGUUCUGGGAUCCAAGUGUCAAUUUGUUUGGGCAUGUUGGCAGUACAACUGCCAGCAGGGGUGAGCUCUUCCUCUUCUGGAAUCUCUAUAAAGCUCCAAUACUGUUGGCACUAGUGGCAGGAGAAGCUGCUGGUAUCAUGGAAAAUAUAAGUGAUGAUGUGAUUGUUGGCCGAUGCCUGGCCAUUCUCAAAGGGAUUUUUGGAAGCAGUGCAGUACCCCAGCCCAAAGAAACUGUGGUGUCUCGUUGGCGUGCUGAUCCUUGGGCCCGAGGCUCUUAUUCCUAUGUUGCUGCAGGAUCAUCUGGAAAUGACUAUGAUUUAAUGGCUCAGCCAAUCACUCCUGGCCCCUCAAUUCCAGGCGCCCCACAGCCAAUUCCACGACUCUUCUUUGCGGGAGAACAUACGAUCCGUAACUACCCAGCCACAGUGCAUGGUGCUCUCCUGAGUGGGCUGAGAGAAGCAGGAAGAAUUGCGGACCAGUUUUUGGGGGCCAUGUAUACGCUGCCUCGCCAGGCCACACCAGGUGUUCCUGCACAGCAGUCCCCAAGCAUGUGAGACAGAUACCUUCUAAGGGAAGAGACCCAUGUCUGCUUGUCUUACACUGUAUAAGCAAGGCUCUUCUAGCAAUACUAGGUCCCACGGAGAACCGCCCACUCUGUCAUCUGGGCUCCUGAUUGGCUGUUGGUGCUCCUGAUUUGACAAAGGAGCUUGCCUCCUUUGAAUGACCUAGAGCACAGGGAGGAACUUGUCCAUUAGCUUGGAAUUGUGUUCAUCAUAAAGACUGAGGCAAGCAAGUGCUGUGAAAUAACAUCUUAGUCCCUUGGUUUUUUUUUUUUUUUUAUAUUUGGAGAAUAAAACUUCAUAUAAAAUU
This is a messenger RNA of Cebus imitator (Panamanian white-faced capuchin), 3100 nucleotides long. It is a transcript of the gene KDM1A, whose product is annotated as lysine demethylase 1A. Gene Ontology annotation, biological process: regulation of DNA-templated transcription. The record is from RefSeq and is a predicted model, not a curated record. Gene Ontology annotation, molecular function: oxidoreductase activity; protein binding; flavin adenine dinucleotide binding. The coding region runs from base 154 to 2784 and encodes 876 amino acids. NCBI's taxonomy places the organism in Eukaryota, Metazoa, Chordata, Mammalia, Primates, Cebidae. Gene Ontology annotation, cellular component: nucleus. The transcript is spliced from 21 exons.